Messenger RNA from Humulus lupulus (European hop), 1031 nucleotides. RefSeq names its product VQ motif-containing protein 22-like. NCBI's taxonomy places the organism in Eukaryota, Viridiplantae, Streptophyta, Magnoliopsida, Rosales, Cannabaceae. The transcript has a single exon. The coding region runs from base 118 to 825 and encodes 235 amino acids. The record is from RefSeq and is a predicted model, not a curated record.
CAGUGAAGAGAUCCGUCCUUUCUUCUCUCUUUGCAUUACAAUAGAUCUCACAAAACAAAUUAACCAAAAACACAUUCAUUGGUCUUGUUCACUCAAUUUUAAAUCAAAACAAACCAAAUGAGUCAAAAAACUUUAGCAAGUUCUCAUGAUGAAUGGCUUCAAUAUUACCAUCAAAACCUUUUGGAUGAUGAAGAGCCUAUAAACCAUCAUGAUAUCCUUAGUGCUGUUAUGUCGUCGGAGAGCUUAGGGAGCCCCGGAAGCCCAUCACCAACGGCUAGUCAUGAUCCCCAGCAAGGCUGCGCCGUCAGUACUCCAUCCAAACCUGUCCGGCGAAGAUCGAGGGCUUCGAAGAAAACUCCGACGACCCUUCUCAACGCUAACGCCAACAACUUCCGAACGUUGGUUCAGCAAUUCACAGGCUGUCCCACUCCCAUUUCCUUUGCCAACCAAAAAGGCCCUCUCAACUUGAACUUCGGCCUUAAGAAUGCGACUCCAAUGAUUGAGCCCUUUCGAAACUACAAUUAUCGAAACCAAACUCAUCAGCCAUCAGUCGCGCCACAGCAAAAUCUGCUUCACCUUCAGCUGCAGCAGCAACAACAACAACUACACCAAUCUUACUUUGAAGACAGUAAUUACAACCAGUUGAACCAAGUCGACCAACUAUCUUACUCGUCUCAUAGUGGUAGUACUAUAACAAGUAAUGGUUUCUUCCCUUCAUCAUCUUCCAUGAACGCUAGUAGUACUACUCCUAGUGUGGAGAUUUCCAACGGCUUUAUCUUCGAGGAUGAUUUAUCUUACCAAGACUUUACUGAGAUUUUCGAUUGAUGAUCGGUAUAGUACGUAGUAAUUAUCAUUUAAUCAUUCAUAUUAGUUACUUUCUUGCGUGAAAAAAAAGCAUAUAUAGGAAGAUCAAUAAUUAGGAUUCUACAACUAAGAUUCUAUAUAUGUUUUCUUUUAUCUUUUAAUUCAAUAUCAUUGGUUGUAUGGUCAUAAAUUAUCAUGGGUUAAUCAAAUUUAUUGAGUUCCGUGUA